Messenger RNA from Plasmodium relictum, 3711 nucleotides. It is a transcript of the gene MSH6, whose product is annotated as DNA mismatch repair protein MSH6, putative. Gene Ontology annotation, biological process: mismatch repair. Gene Ontology annotation, molecular function: ATP-dependent DNA damage sensor activity; ATP binding; mismatched DNA binding. Bases 1 to 3711 code for a protein of 1236 amino acids. Gene Ontology annotation, cellular component: nucleus; MutSalpha complex. The record is from RefSeq and is a predicted model, not a curated record. Lineage: Eukaryota; Apicomplexa; Aconoidasida; Haemosporida; Plasmodiidae. The transcript has a single exon.
AUGCCUGAAGCUAAUAAAGAAAAUUCUUCAUGUCCUUCCUACUCAAAUAAAAAACAGUCAUCUAUUUUAAGCUUUUUUAAAACAAACAACACUAAAGUAAAAAAAAAUGAAGUAACUACAAAUGAUUUAAAUAAUAAAUUAGAUGUAGGAAAAGGAAAUAACGGAAAUGAAAAUAAAGUAUGUAGCAAUAUAGAAGAUAAAAAUGAAAAUUGUUUAAAUAAUGAUAAUAAAAAUACUAACGAUAAUAAUGAUAAUAAUGAUAAAAAAAUAGUUGAAUUAAAUUCAAAAUUAAAUAUGUUGGAUAACUUUACAUCUAAUACAGAAAAGAAUAAUGAAGAGAAAAAUAGUAAGAUGCAUAAUAUGCUUUUUGAUAAUGAUAAUAAUAAAAACGAUGCAAUUUAUAAUAAAGAGUAUAUUCCCAAUGAAGAAUCAAGUACAGAAGAUGAUAUUAUUAUAAAAAAGAAGAGAAAAAUUGUUCUUGACGCAUCAAGUGAAGAUGCAAUUGAUAAUAAACAAAAGGAACAAAUUAAAAAUAUAAAUAACAAAGGAGUUGAUGGCAAAUUAAGCAAUUUAUUGUAUCAACCAAAUGAAAAAAUAGAGGAAACAGUAUUCAAUGAAAAUAGAUCCAAUGAUAUAAAGUAUAUACAAAAAAGAAAAGGAGAGGAUACAAAAAAAUCACAAGAAUUAGAUUUUCUAAGAAACAAAUAUUUAAGUCUACCAAUUAGUAUGACUAAUGACAAAUUCCGAUUAUAUAUAGAACAGUACUUUUUGUAUUGUAAUACUUUUGAGUUUCCUAAAUGGAUACAACCACAAUAUAUCAGAGAUAGUAAUCUCAAUAACCCUGAAAGUCCUAAUUAUGACUGCACAACAAUGUGGACUCCCCCACCUGAUCACAAGUGGGCAUUGGAAUAUAAACAAGCUCAUUAUACUCCAGGUAUGCAGCAAUUUUGGAAAAUCAAGGCUAAAAAUUUUGAUAAAAUAAUAUUUUUUAAAAUGGGAAGGUUUUAUGAAAUAUUUUAUAUUGAUGCUUGCUUUAUGCAUACUAUAUGUGGAUUGAAUUGGAUGGGUGGAGAGCAAAAGCCGCAUUUAGGAUUUCCUGAGCAGUCAUUACAUUUUUAUGCAAAAAAAGUUAUUAAUAGUGGACAUAAGGUUGUUGUAAUUGAACAAAUGGAAACCCCUAAAGAAAUGGAACAGAGAAAUAAGGAGUGUUCAGGGCCAAAAGAUAAAGCUAUUAAAAGAGAAAUUAAUGAAAUAUAUACAAAAGGAACAAUAUUACAUGAUAAUAUGCUAACAGCUGAAACAAAAUAUUUAGUUUGUUUUUAUUUUGAUGAAAUAGAAGAAGUAGAUGAUUCCAAUAGCCAAUCAAAAACUAAAUGUAAUUUUGGAUUUGUAGUCAGCGAUAUUGCUACUUCAUAUAUUGCAGUAGGAUAUUGCAAUGACGAUGAAUCGAGAAUCGAAUUGAGAACAAUUCUUGCUCAGUUAUGUCCUGCAGAGAUUCUAUAUUGUUCUAAAAAUAUUAAUAAAGAAGUUUUAUCUAUUUUUAAAAAUAUUGCCACUUCUCCUGAAUUAACUAGUUUAAACAACUUUCCUAAUAUAAUUUCGUCUUUUGAUGAAAUUAAUAAAUAUUUUGAAAAUAUGCCCCAAAGCUUAGAAAUAUAUAAAGAACAAAAUAGUGUAAUUUGCGCAUUUGGAGGAUUUAUUGUUUAUUUGAGAUCAUUAUUAUUAGAUAAGAAAAUUUUUAAAUUCUGCAAAGUAGAACAUUACGAUUUAUUUAAAAAAGAAAAUUAUAUGAUAUUAGAUGCAACCGCGCUAAAACAUUUAGAAAUAUUAGAAACUCAGUCAGGAGAUACAAAAAAUUCAUUAUAUGAUUAUGUGAACAAAACAUGUACUAAUUUCGGUGCUCGUAAUUUAAGAAGGUGGAUAUGCAGCCCCUUACUAGAUUGCAAAAAAAUUAAUGAACGGUUAGAUGUUGUAGAUUUUUUAAGAAAAAAUGAGCACAUUUUGUCUUUAAUUAGAUUAAAAUUAAAGAAAUUACCUGAUAUAGAAAGACUUUUAAACAAAAUUUGCAUUCAAGCAUCACAAAGUGAACGAGGUGCUGUUUUUUUUGAUAAUAUUGUAAACACAAAAUUAAGAGAAUUUGUAACCUUUUUAAAUGCAUUUAAAGAAAUAGAUACUUUAUUAAAGGAAAUAAAUACUAUAGACAAAGAUGAAGAAUUACCAUCUCGUCUUUUCGAAAUAUGUAAUACACCUGAUAAUAAAAGAAACGAUUUAAAAGGGUCUUUUCCAGAUAUAGAAAAUAUUACCAAUGAAUUUUUGCAAAAAAUUGAGUUUGAUGGAGAAAAGGAAUAUAAACCUGCUGAAGGUUGUGAUGAAAUAAUUGAUCAGAUAAAUAAAAAAGAAAAAGAUAUUGAAAAUCAGUUAAAUCAAAUAUUAAACAAUAUGAAAAAAUAUUUGAAAAUACCUACUUUGAAGUUUGUUCAUGCGAAAUAUAAGUAUGAAGUAGAGUGUCCUGACAAUGUACCUAAAUCUUUUUUAAAAGAAGUUGAAAUUACUUCCGCUAAAAAAGGUUAUGUUAGAGUCCAAAAUGAAGAAAUAAAAAAUUAUGUAGAAAUGCUAGAUGAUAUUGAGCAAGAAAAAAAAGAUGCUAUUUAUCCUUUUUUUCAAAAAAUAUUUCAAUUAUUUUAUGCUCAUUAUGAAAAAUAUGUAUCCGCAAGCAGAUUAAUUGCAGAAUUAGAUUGUUUGCAAGCAUUUUCAUAUGUAGCUUUAAAUACUUCUUUCUCAUUAACUAGACCUUUAUUACAUCCAAUAUGUUAUGAUAAUAAAGAAAAGGAGAAAAACAUAAAUAAAGAAGAGAAAGUAGGAGAAACACAAAAUUCUCAAAGCAUUCCUAGUAGUAGUGAUAAUAAAAAACCAAUUUUAAUUUUAGAAAAUAAUAUUCAUCCUGUCGUUGCUACAUUAAUGCCUAAUUUUAUUUCAAAUAAUAUUUACAUGGGAUGCGAUCAGGAAGAACAAUCUACUUUGUUAUUAACAGGACCAAAUAUGGGAGGUAAAAGUACCUUAUUACGUCAAACAGCUAUUUCUGUUAUUUUAGCACAAAUAGGUGCAUUUGUUCCCAGUACAUAUUGUGAAUUAACUAUUGUCGAUAAAAUUUUUACUAGGUUAGGAUCAAGUGAUAACUUAUUUGAAGGAAAAAGUACCUUCUUAGUAGAGUUAGAAGAUAUUUCUAAUUUAUUAAAACAAAGUACAAAAUAUAGCUUAGCUAUACUAGAUGAAUUAGGAAGAGGAACAUCUUCCUUUGAUGGAACAGCAAUUGCUUUAUCUACCUUAGAACAAAUAUCGGAUGUAAUUAAAUGUAGGUGUAUUUUUUCAACACACUAUCAUUUACUGGUAGAAGAAGUUAAGCAUAAUAGAAAUAUAUCCAACUAUCAUAUGAGUUUAAGUAUUGAUGAUGAACAAGAAAAAAUUAUAUUUUUGUAUAAAUUUAUAAAAGGAGUGUGCCCCAAAUCAUUUGGUAUUCAUAUAGCUAAAUUAGCUGGACUUCCAAAAGAAAUAAUUGAUUUAGCACAUGAAAAAUCAAUAUUAUUUGAAAAUGUAACAGAUGAAUUUUGUAAAAUUAUAAAAUAUAAAAAUAUUAUACGUUCUUUAUUAAAUGCAAGUGAUGACCAAACUUUAGCUACAUUAUUUCAUAAAUUCAAAAAGGAUUUUUCUUAA